CUCGAAAUAAAUCAUAUUGUGAAGGUCACCUAAAUAUCAAUUUCUGUCCCUUUGAUUUGUUCAAAAUUGCAAGGUUAUUGAAAUAAUUCCAAGUGCUUUGAGACUCAGACAACUAAGGAACUUUUAUACUUAAGCUUAAGUGAGUUUCAAUUUAAUUGAGAAUUCAAGGAAAUUCGCAAAGAUCUUCAACUGCAAGACCAUGGCGUCUAUAAACUUGAAGUUCAUUAUAUGCGUUGUUCUCGUCUUGAUCGUUCUGGCGGAACCUCUUCCAUGGGCAACAGAAAGAGAGGUUCGCUGCAACGAUCCUGGACAAAUUUCUAAUGGCAAUCGAAGUCCUGCUGAAAGUAUCCACAGCGCUGGAUCCGUAAUUCAUUUUGAUUGCGUUCCUGGAUACACUAUCAAUGGUACUGCAAAUCUCACUUGCAUGAGCAAUGGACAGUGGAGUGAUGAGGUUCCUCUCUGCCAAGAAAAAAGUGUCAUCUGCAAAAAACCAGGGCAGAUACGACAUGGCAUGCUGAACACAACCAAUGAAACGUACAGUGCAGGAGAAGCUGUCUUUUAUCAAUGUCUUCCUGGAUUUGAAAUCCAAGGGGAAGCGUCUCUUACUUGUACUCAAAAUGGAACAUGGAGCAAUGACCUGCCUGAAUGCAAACGGAAAGAAGUUGUCUGUAAAGAUCCUGGAAGAGUGAAAAAUGGCAAGCAAAGCAUCUCAAGAAAGAGAUACAGUGUUGGCUCAAGAAUUCUUUAUCGUUGUCUUUCUGGCUAUAGAAUUGAUGGCAAAGCAUUUAUCAUUUGUAGAAGUAAUGGAAAAUGGAGUCACAAAGCUCCCUUAUGCGAAAAAAGAGCUUUACGCUGCAAGGAUCCGGGUAGAAUCAGGUACGGCAAAAGAAGUGUUCAGAUUAAAAGGACUCAUCGUAUUGGCUCAACAAUUCUUUACCGAUGCUAUGCUGGCUAUAAAGUUAACGGUACAGCCUCCAUCACUUGCAAGAAAGAUGGAAAUUGGAGCAAUGAAAUUCCAACUUGCCAACCCAUCUCGUGUGGGAAGCCUUCACACAUCAAGCAUGGUAACUACACUGGCAAAGAGUUUACCUACCGCAGUGGGGUGACUUACAAGUGUGAUGUUGGAUACCAGCUGAUUGGAAAACCCCAGAGACGAUGUAGAAGUAAUGGAAAAUGGACCAAGAAACCUAAGUGCGAAAUUUACAAAUGCAGAAUAAAAGGAACUCUCGGGAUCAGAUAUGGAACAAUAAAAACCACAGACAAAACGUACUCGCAUGGUUCCACACUUCUCUUCAAGUGCAACAAAGGUUAUGAGCUGGUGGGGACAGAUUCCAUAGGUUGUCUYGAAGGAAAAUGGUCUGCUCGAAGGCUGCCCUACUGCAGAGUCAAGGCCUGUCCGAAUCCUGGGUUUCCUGACAACGGUCGCCGAAUUGGAAAUAAUUUUCGCAUUGGUCGUACUGUACGGUUCACUUGCCAGUCUGGAUUCAAGCUCACAGGAUCACCAGUGCGUACUUGUCUGAAGAACAAACAGUGGAGUGGAAGCGUGGCUGUCUGUGACGAUGGAAGUUCAGAUUGUCCAAUCCUGGGUACCCCCACCAGUGGUAUCAAGAAAGGUAAUCGAUACAGCUUCGGAUCCAUUGUUCGGUUUGAGUGUAAAGAAGGAUAUAUACUGCAAGGGUCGAGUAUAAGGCGUUGUACUUUUAAUGGCACAUGGAAUGGAACCGAAGCUAAAUGUGUUGACGAAUUUCAACACUUCGUUAAAAACGUUAAUGCCACCGCAAUUCUUUUCCGCAAAAACCUCGAUGCUUUGAUGGAGUACACCUGCUCCUCAGGGAACUCAACAUGUAACAUUAGUGGCUUGGACACCAGGGCGAGAGCCAUAGAUCUUGGUGCACAAGGAGGAUUGGAUGUUCUGUUUGUUCUCGAUUCCUCCUCCAGUAUUGAAAAUAAAGAAUUCAAGCUUGCAAAAGACUUUGCUAUAGCAAUUGUCAGACAGCUUGGUGCGACGUGGAARCCUAAAGGUACUAGAAUCGCAACCAUCGUUUACGGUACUAGACCAGAAUUAGUAUUCAAUUUUGGAGACCAUGGAGCAACUUCAACAAAUGGUGUUAUAAAGAAGCUAAGAAAAAUAAAAAAAUUGGGUGGUGGCACUGCGACAAGGCACGCUCUGGAAAUGGCUAGAAAAGUUGUGUUCGUGGAGAAGGAAAGUAAACGACAACGUGCUAUGUUUUUUAUCACUGAUGGUCGUUCUAACAUUGGGGGAAAACCGGAAGCAGCAGCGAUAAUUCUAAGGGAUGAAUACAAAGUUCAAAUUACUGCUAUUGGAGUUGGGGAAAAUGUACACCCUCGCGAGCUUUACGCGAUUGGAAAAAACGAAAAAGACGUUAUUAUGGUGAACAGCUAUGAAGAACUGAAAAAAGCAAUUGAUAAAUCUGUAAAAAUUGAUUAUACUGUAUGCGGAAAGAGUGACUAUGAUCCGCGAGCAAGAUUGGUUGGGGGCAACAUAGCUGAUCGUGGAAGAUGGCCAUGGCAGGUUGGACUUCACAGAAUUGAUAAAAAUAAUAAGUUAAAAUUUUACUGUGAAGGAGCACUAAUUGACAAGAGAUGGGUUUUGACUGCAGCACACUGCUUUGGAGAGCUUGCAUUGCAUUCCACACCAGAAAUGUGGACUGUAAAAGCUGGUGAUUAUGAUCUUGAGGAAGAAGAUCCAUCGGAACAGGAGUUGCAAACCGAGAAAAUCUCGAAAUAUCCAGGCUACAGGCACUUUCCAUUUUAUGAGAAUGACAUAGCAUUGGUUAAACUUAGCAAAGACGUCAAACUCGGUCCCUUUGUCCGCACAGUUUGUCUACCGAGAAAUAAUGAGGAAUUACUUGAACCUGGAGACGUUGGGAUUGUAGCAGGUUGGGGUGCUACUCAGAUACUUCGACUUGGACAAAGCCCAUCUUACGCCAAUAGAAGAUCUAAGGUUCUUCUACAGUCGGCAUUUGAAAUUCAGAAUAACAAGCUUUGUAGAGAAAAAACAAAGUUCCAUUUAAACUUGAAUGUCACUUUUUGCGCRGGAGAUGGCAAGGGCGGAAAYGACACGUGUAAAGGAGACAGCGGUGGAAGCUUUGUAAGGCAAAUACUACGUGAUGGMMAAUUAAGAUGGGUGWCUGYUGGCCUGGUYUCGUGGGGGGAGGGGUGCGGUUUGAAAGAUAAAUACGGAUACUACACAAGGGUAGCCCCUUUUGUUAGCUGGAUCAAAAAGACCAUGAGAGAAGAAAAGGGAAAGAAAUAAUGACUAAAUGAUAAUAAAACGUGUUUAAAAAACAUUCGUAGGCUUUUGUUAUACCAAUAAGAAAUAAGAAGAGGUGUUGGCUACGCAAUAAUGACUAUUCACUAAUAAUCAUACAUUGAUAUUGAAAAAUGAGAAAUUUUAUAGGUGUAAGACGCAGGUACCAACUAUUAUCUGUUAAUCAUCGUUUCUUUGACGCACUAUAAAGUCAUAUGUGUUUGAUUAAUCCAAAAUGACUAAUCCAGAUUGCAAAAAAAAAAAUCAGUUGCAUAAUAAAACGACUAUUUUGAUUCCUACAUAUACCAAACGCCAGUUGGACAGAAGGAUGCAGUUACUGCAUAGUAUAAGAGACUGAAAUAUCCAACUUGAUCUAGCUGUUGGGGUAAACUAGAAUCAUCACGGGUUUAAAUUUUAAAAAAUAACUUUGAAGGUUAAAUUGUAGAAAAGUGCAUUUCUUGAAUAAAAUGCGUGUACCAGAUA
Actinia tenebrosa (Australian red waratah sea anemone) is the source of this 3754-nucleotide messenger RNA. RefSeq names its product complement C2-like. Gene Ontology annotation, cellular component: extracellular region. Lineage: Eukaryota; Metazoa; Cnidaria; Anthozoa; Actiniaria; Actiniidae. Gene Ontology annotation, molecular function: serine-type endopeptidase activity. The record is from RefSeq and is a predicted model, not a curated record. Gene Ontology annotation, biological process: proteolysis; complement activation.